Messenger RNA from Cordyceps militaris CM01, 1752 nucleotides. RefSeq names its product nucleoside transporter, putative. Gene Ontology annotation, biological process: transmembrane transport. The record is from RefSeq and is a predicted model, not a curated record. Gene Ontology annotation, cellular component: plasma membrane. The transcript is spliced from 2 exons. Gene Ontology annotation, molecular function: purine nucleobase transmembrane transporter activity. NCBI's taxonomy places the organism in Eukaryota, Fungi, Ascomycota, Sordariomycetes, Hypocreales, Cordycipitaceae. Bases 1 to 1752 code for a protein of 583 amino acids.
AUGGGUUGGGUUGAAAACACCAACGCCCGCGUUGCUAAGAGCUUCGUCGGCCGUUGGUUUCGCCUCGAUGGCUGCGGUCAUCCCCGCGAGCGCAAAGGCUCCUACUUCCUCACCGAGAUGCGCGCCGGCGUCACCACCUUCUUCGCCAUGGCCUACAUCCUCGCCGUCAACUCCUCCAUUGUCUCCGAGUCAGGCGGCACUUGCGUCUGUAAUGGCGGCGCCGAUGACCCCCUCUGCAUGACCAACCAGGACUACGCCCUCUGCGUGCAGGCCAUCAAGCGCGACGUCGUCACCGCCACCGCCGCCAUCUCUGCCCUUGCUACCUUUUUCAUGGGCCUGCUCGCCAACAUGCCCGUCGGCAUCGCCCCGGGCAUGGGCCUCAACGCUUACUUUGCCUAUACCGUCGUCGGCUUCCACGGCUCCGGUCCCGUCCCCUACAGGGUCGCUUUGACCGCCAUCUUUGUCGAGGGCUUUAUCUUCUUCGCUCUCGCCCUCUUUGGAAUGCGUCAGUGGCUCGCCCGUGCAAUUCCCGCCUCCAUCAAGCUCGCCACCGGCGCCGGAAUCGGUCUCUACCUCACGCUCAUUGGUCUCACCUACAGCAACGGCAUCGGCCUCAUCGUCGGUGCCCAGUCUACCCCUCUUGAGCUCGCCGGCUGCCACCCCGCCAACAUCGACCCCAAGACCGGCACCUGCCCCGGCUCCGACAAGAUGCGCAAUCCCACCAUGUGGAUCGGCAUCUUCUGCGGCGGCAUCCUCUCCGUUGUCCUCAUGAUGUACCGCGUCAAGGGCGCCAUCAUUGCCGGUAUCCUCCUCGUCAGCAUCAUCUCCUGGCCCCGCACCACACCCGUCACCUACUUCCCCUACACCGCCGUCGGCGACGACGCUUUCAACUUUUUCAAAAAGGUCGUCACUGUCCACCCCAUUACAAAGAUCCUAAACGUCCAGGAAUGGAACGUUAGCGAGUAUGGUGGCCAGUUCGGCCUCGCCCUCAUCACCUUUCUUUACGUCGACAUUCUCGACUGUACCGGUACUCUCUACUCUAUGGCCCGCUUCGCCGGCCUCAUCGACCCCGUCACCCAGGAUUUCGAGGGCUCCACCCUCGCCUACAUGACCGACGCCAUUUGCAUCUCUAUCGGCGCCGUCUUUGGCCUGCCCCCCGUCACGGCCUUUGUCGAGUCCGGCGCCGGUAUCACCGAGGGCGGCAAGACGGGCCUCACCGCCGUCGUGACGGGCUUUUGCUUCUUCAUCUCCAUAUUUUUCGCUCCCAUAUUCGCCUCCAUCCCCCCCUGGGCCACCGGCUGCGUGCUUGUCAUUGUCGGCUCCAUGAUGGCCUCUGCCGUGGUCGAUAUCAACUGGAAGUACCUCGGUGACGCCGUCCCCGCCUUUCUCACCCUUGCUCUCAUGCCGUUCAGUUACUCCAUUGCCGACGGCCUUAUCGCCGGCGUCAUGUCGUACAUUAUCCUCAACGGCUCCGUCUGGGUCAUCAAGACGAUCUCGGGUGGCCGCAUCGUCCCACCCAACUACGAGGAGCGCAGCGGCUGGACGUACAAGAUUCCUGGCGGUGUUCUGCCGCCCUGGAUGGUGCGACUGUCCAAGGGCGACAAGGCGUUUUGGAAAGACGAGCCGCGCGGCACGACGGCGACGCUGUCGACCAAGGAAGCCGACCUCACGUCGAAUAACGGCUCCGACCAGGAACAUCCCUCUCAGCCCCCGGCCACGACUAUUGUCGAAAACCACCCAAAACAGCAAUAG